AUGUCGGUGCUCGAUCCUGCGCUGCUCAGCACUUCGCCUGAAAAUGGUGAGGAUUCUGAGUGGGAAUACGAAUAUGACGACACGGAAACAGAGACUUUCUUUCUCAACCUCGACCUGACAACUAAUCACGGACCCUUACGGCCGCCGCGCCGCCGUAAUGAUGCCUCCGCUUCAGCCCCAAUCAGUGCAGUGAAUACCGCUAAUCCAACGCCGGCCCCUUCGCGCCCUGACGACCGAGACUCCGCCGUAGUCAAUCCUGAAACCGACGACGCGCCCUCGGAACGCGUGCAAGUUCUGGGACUUCAUACUCGCAACCCGAUCAUCUCCUACCAGAACCAAAUCUUUAGUGGAGCGUGGGCAGAUCAGAUUGGCACGGAAUUGUUCUUUGCGCGGCCUGACACGACUAGUACUGAAUUCAACGAGCCCGGUAACGCGCCUGCGGAGGUCACUCCAUUGAAACACACCAAGGAUUUCGACCUCAUUGCUGCCAAUAGCGUCAAGAUUCUUGGUCGAAAAGCCAAUCUCAUCUCAAGCUCAAGCUCAGCGGCAGACCAGCGGGAUGGUUUGACACCAGAGACGUCAGGACUGGUGUACAAGCCAGCGCAUCAAUCGAACCAGGCCCGCUUCUUAGAGCGUCUAAAGGAGGUCAAAAGAAGCAAAGGCGAGACGGAUACGGUACGCACGGUGUUUAGCACGUCCAGAAGGGGUCCGAAUCUCGAAGAUCGACUACGCGGAUGGGUACAGACGGAGGAACAGCUAGCUACGAUUCAGCAGCUCAAUGACCGAGCCGUUCAGGGCGACUAUGAUGCCAUGAUCGAUCUGGAGAAUAUCUAUACUCAACUUGGCAGCCAAAACGUUGGUCCGUCCGAAGAGCUGCUAGGAUCAACAAGACUACGGGAGAUUCUGGAUAAGAUCGACUGUCGUGCAAGCCAGGCAGUUGCUGUUGAGAAAUUUGAGAUAGUUCUCGAUAUAUAGGAUUUAUAUCCUAUCUGGAACUCCAGAAGUGAUCUGGAGCCAUGUCAUGACUAACGGCCCUAACUCCGAAACAGAUUGUAUUUAGAAAAGCCAAAUAAAAAAAAAGAAAAAAAGAAAACACAAACACCUGUUCCUAUACUCCCAGUAACGACAUAUCCAUCCCAUCGCUUCAAGCAAAU
Molecule: messenger RNA, 1154 nt
Organism: Aspergillus nidulans FGSC A4
Lineage: Eukaryota; Fungi; Ascomycota; Eurotiomycetes; Eurotiales; Aspergillaceae
Product: TFIIIC subunit 6 family protein
Exons: 3
Coding region: 1-975 (324 amino acids)
Source: RefSeq, a predicted model, not a curated record